Physella acuta is the source of this 834-nucleotide messenger RNA. RefSeq lists its product as uncharacterized. The record is from RefSeq and is a predicted model, not a curated record. NCBI's taxonomy places the organism in Eukaryota, Metazoa, Mollusca, Gastropoda, Physidae.
GUCAGUGGCGUCUGCUACCACCAGGACGCGACGCUGAGGUCAUGGCAGGAAGCCAAGAUUUACUGUAUUAAAAACGGUAUGGUGCUGGCUUCAGUCACACGAAAUGUCAUUAGCAGUCUGGACCGAAUCACGGAAAAUCAGUUCUGGGUUGCCGCAAACGAUAUUGAGCAGGAGGGCACUUUUGUCUGGGACCACGACAAACUUCCGGUUGACCUAGAUAUCUGGGACAGGGGCGAGCCAAAAGCGACUACUUUCGAUUUCAACUGUGCCGGCUUUGAAGGCGACACCUAUCGUCUGCGUGUGUACGCCUGCAGUUCUACGGCCAUGUCACUGUGUAUGGCCAAUGCGUGCCCAGAGAAUUAUUACGAGGUCGAACAACUUUGUUAUUGGAUGCCGCAUGAACAAGGAACAUGGCAGCAGUCAAAGGUAAAUCUCACCUGGGUCAUUAUUCUGGGCAUGCGCAUCACUCUACUGCCGCCACUUAAUGGCCCCACUCUGAAUGGCCCAACCUUGUUUGGCCAUAUGUUCCAGGUCCGAUGUGAACACCAUGGGUACGUCAUGUCCUACCUCCCAUCUUUGGAGUACAUGGACAUUUUUCGUCAACUUCAGCUAGUUGAGAAUUUCUGGACCGGCCUCAACGACCGCGCCACUGAGGGCGUUUUUGUCUGGGACCACGACAACUCGGCCGCUACAUCAACACUUGCCCGGAUGAUGUCGGCUGCCAACAGUGAGGGCAAGGACUGUGUUAAGUUCGACCAGGACGUGCUGAGGACGGAGGAGUGCGGCGUGGUCAUCUCUGUACUGUGCUUGACGCCGGGUGAACAUAUGCCUUAA